AUGCUGACUGUGUUUAGGACCUCUAAGCCCGGGGGCGAGACCAGCUUGGCAGCAGAGAAGAACAGUCCUGGUUUUCACAGCCUGGCUGGUCUCAGCCUCUCCAACUCCACACAAAAACACACGCUACCAUAAUGAUGAGAUUGUAUAUGAGUUUGUGGUGGGGUCAGUAGCAGGGUUUGGAGUGUCGCUAGGCUACAUCGGCCUACUGGCGAUCCUCAGCUUCCUCUUGGUCUUCCUGGCCAGGAAACUCCCUGACACCUUCAACAAGGCCAAGCUCAUAACCUUCAGCAUGCUGAUCUUAGGUGGAAGUACUAUUGCCUGCUAGGGAUUUGCUUGUCACUCUUUCAACACAAAUUUACAUUUGAGUUAUUUAGCAGACGCUCUUAUCCAGAGCAACUUACAGUUAGUGAGUGCGUACAUUUUUCAUACUGGCCCCCCCGUGGGAAUCGAACACACAACCCUGGCGUUGCAAGCGCCACGCUCUACCAACUGAGCUACAGGAGGCCAUAAAGGAAAGUAGGCUGUUAGGUAUUGUAACAGAGUAUGAUGGUCUCAAAUAGUUUUAAGUAGCUCCUUUUCCAACAUUCUAUUUCUUUCACCCCAAGAUAGUUUCCACUUCUGUCGGAAAGGAAAGAAGAACCUUUUAUGUUUUUUAUUUAUAUUGUAUGUUGUGAUAUCCAAUUUGUAGUUACAGUCUUGUCCCAUCGCUGCAACUCCUGUACGGACUCGGGAGAGGUGAAGGUCAAGAGCCGUGCGUCCUCCAAAACACAACCCCGCCAAGCCGCACUGCUUGCUGAACCCGCACCAAUGUGUCGGAUGAACCACCGAACAACUGGCGACCGAAGUCAGCGCGCAUGCGCCCAGCCCACCACAAGGAGUCGCUAGAGCACGAUUGGACAAGGACAUCCUGGCCAGGCAAACCCUCCCCUAACCCGGACGACGCUGGGCCGCCUCAUGGGUCUCCCAGUUGCGGCCGGCUGCAACACAGCCUGGGAUCAAACCCAGGUCUGUAGUGACACCUCUAGCACUGUGAUGCAGUGCCUUAGACCGCUGCGCCACUCAGGAGGCGAACCUUUUAUGUUUUGAGUUUGAUGGCUACAAAAAUAUUUUUUCAUUUUGUUAUUACCCUAGUGAUGUGCAGUGAUCUACUAUUGAUUAUAAUUAUGAUGUUCUGUGAUUAAAUAUCAAUCAGAUAAUACAUUAUUUAGUUAUUUGGGCUGUUAAGUAGGCUUUUGGUUUCAUCUGCAUAUGUGUGUGGCUUUAAUCUCCCAGGGGGUAGGUUAUCCCUAAUGAGUGGUUUUCUGCAUAAAAAGGCUUUUGAUUGAAUCAUCACAUCAUGUGGAAUAAAACAGCAUAACAUCCCUGUUCCUUCUAAAGGAUUCUGCUCCUACACUCAUUCACCCAUGAAUUAAUUAUGAUUAAUUAUUAUUAAAUAUUCAUCAAAGCAAUUUUUAAUUUAAUAAAACAUUCUGACUUCAAAGGAGCUGCUUGAAUUUGUUUUUAUUUAACCCUAGCAUAUGACGAAGAUAUGUAAUUAAAAUAUCCAGAAACAGCCUCAUAUGGGAAGAGAAUUACACACCUCAUAAAUUGUGAAAGGAUUUAACAACACUUUUCAUUAACGUAUGUAAUUUAAAUUACUUGGUGUGUGUGUUUUCAGAGCUGGCUUUCAGGUGA
Messenger RNA from Coregonus sp. 'balchen', 1674 nucleotides. Lineage: Eukaryota; Metazoa; Chordata; Actinopteri; Salmoniformes; Salmonidae. The record is from the annotation of a GenBank genome assembly.